AUGCUAAACUCUCUCGAUCACCGUCUCUCCGUCGAUCGCCCAACACCGCAAAGCAAACAACUGCAAGAUCUCUACAACUCACUAUCCCAUCGACAUCACAAGACAAAGCAACAAUUGUUUCAACACCGCCACGCCACAGAGCCCGACGGUAAACACCCAGUCCAGCGUGACUUCAUCGGAUUCAACUAUGUCCGACCGUAUUCCCUUGCUCUCAUAACCGCCCCAGUCGAGUCCACCGCCACCACUGUGUUAGUAUUAUUUCUCUUUUGA
Messenger RNA from Vicia faba (fava bean), 270 nucleotides. The record is from the annotation of a GenBank genome assembly. Lineage: Eukaryota; Viridiplantae; Streptophyta; Magnoliopsida; Fabales; Fabaceae.